Molecule: messenger RNA, 1068 nt
Organism: Rotaria sordida
Lineage: Eukaryota; Metazoa; Rotifera; Eurotatoria; Philodinida; Philodinidae
Source: the annotation of a GenBank genome assembly
AUGAAAUUACUAUCGACUAUAUUGUUCUCUAAUGGACGAACACAUUUAAAUACUUCAUUUGGUCAAUCAACAUCUAACGUUAGUUCAACAUCUUCUUUUCCUCAAACCUUACUCAGUAGUUCUUGUUUGAGUCAUCCUUUACUAUAUCGUCUUCCAGUGAAAAAACUUAAACCUGAACCAUGGCACCGACUUUUUCAUGCUAAAAAACGACAAGAAUUAAUAAUAAAACAAAAUAAAUCAAAUGUUGAUUCAAUUAUAAAUAAAGAUUUGAUUAAUUCAUUUGAUGAACGUUCUAAUUUCGAUGAAAACUCUCAAUGUUCGUCUAUUCCGGGAUCAAUACAAAUACACUUUAAUCAUAUAUAUGAACAAAUGAAUGAAAUAACAUUACAACUAGCCGAAGAACGUUUUAAACACAAACAAACACAAAUUAAAACUGAAGAAAUACUUGCCAAUCAAUUACAAGAUCAAGAGAAACGAUUUAAUGAAUUACAACAACAACAAUUACUUGAUCAUCAAAAACAAUUGAAAGAACAAGAAAAAAAAUUUUUAGAUUUAUUAAAUGAAGAACAAAUGGAAAAUCUUAAACGUGAAGGAGAAUUAAGAACUGAACUUGAAUUUGUAAAACAAUCAUUUCAUGCAUAUAAAGUUACUCUUGAAAAAGAGAAUGAUGAAAAACUUCAAAUUAGACUAAGUGAAGUAUUAAGAACAAUGAAAAAAGAAGUACCGAAAAAAGAAGAAGAAAUUAAUCGAAGAAUUCAUGAAGCUAUUAUGAACGAACGAAAAAAUAUUAUUUUAAGACAACAAAAAGAAACUGAAAAAAUACGAAAACAACAUCAAAAAGAAGUUACAACUCUUCAAAAAACUAUUGCUGAUACAAAUGUGGAUCGUGAACAUCUAGAAUCUUUAAAAAAAGACUUAACAUCGACGAAACUUGAAUUUAUUGAAACAAAAGAACAUGCAAUUAAUUUAGCUACACAAUUAAACGAUCUUAAAAUUCAACAUAAUGAAACUAUUCGAGAAUUCAAUGAAUAUUGUUUUCAUUCUAAUGAAAAAAUAAAACAAACUUAA